Messenger RNA from Penicillium taxi, 444 nucleotides. RefSeq lists its product as uncharacterized. The coding region runs from base 1 to 444 and encodes 147 amino acids. The record is from RefSeq and is a predicted model, not a curated record. The transcript has a single exon. NCBI's taxonomy places the organism in Eukaryota, Fungi, Ascomycota, Eurotiomycetes, Eurotiales, Aspergillaceae.
AUGGCCAAAUCAAAGAAAGCAGACUCAAAACCCCAAUCAACAACAACAACCCAACCACCAAACUGGCCACCCCUCCGCCCCCUCCUUCCACCCCAAGACCUCACCUUGACACCCCUUCUUCCCUCCCAGAUCUACCUAAUCCGCAAUUUUCUCCCCAGCACCCUAUGCAAGACCUAUGCUCAAUUUUUAGCAUCGCUCCCACUCACCACAACACCCGGCAAGCCGAAAAAGGGCGACGCCGUACGCGUCAAUGACCGGUUCCAGGUCCAAGAUGCGCGGUUUGCGGAGAUGCUGUGGAGUGGGACUGCAUUGAAAGAGCUUGUUACAGAGCGCUUUGUAGAAGAUGGUUAUGGGGAAGAUGAUGGUAGCAAUAAUGACAAUAAGACUGUGGAUCUUAUGGCGAAAAUGAAGAACGCUUGGGGUGGGGUGCCGUUAGGGGCUUAA